Molecule: messenger RNA, 4296 nt
Organism: Trichoderma aggressivum f. europaeum
Lineage: Eukaryota; Fungi; Ascomycota; Sordariomycetes; Hypocreales; Hypocreaceae
Exons: 9
Coding region: 1-4296 (1431 amino acids)
Biological process (GO): protein adenylylation; ATP synthesis coupled electron transport
Cellular component (GO): mitochondrion; membrane
Molecular function (GO): AMPylase activity; iron-sulfur cluster binding; NADH dehydrogenase (ubiquinone) activity
Source: RefSeq, a predicted model, not a curated record
AUGACCUCUUCAGGAAAGCCGUUCGAGGGCGUUUCGCUGGACGAUUUGCCCAAAUCAUGGAACUUUACGGCCUCAUUGCCUCCGGAUCAAGCCUUUCCAACUCCGGCAGACUCGCAUAAGACUCCCCGAGACAAAAUCUUACCCCGGCAAGUGCGCGAUGCUCUGUUUACUUGGGUACGGCCGAGCCAACAGGAAGACCCCGAACUGCUGGCUGUGAGCCCAGCUGCAUUGCGGGACAUUGGAAUCAAGGAGGGCGAGGAGAAAACCGAAGACUUUCGGCAGCUAGUAGCCGGCAACAAGUUGUACGGAUGGGAUGAGACAAAGCUGGAAGGCGGAUACCCUUGGGCGCAAUGCUACGGCGGCUUUCAGUUUGGCCAGUGGGCAGGACAGCUCGGAGACGGAAGGGCCAUUUCGCUGUUCGAGACGACGAACCCGGCGUCUAAUGUGCGAUAUGAGCUACAGCUCAAGGGAGCCGGCCUAACCCCAUACUCUCGAUUUGCAGAUGGAAAAGCCGUGCUUAGAUCCAGUCUUCGAGAAUUUGUUGUCUCCGAAGCACUCAAUGCACUCAAGAUACCCACAACCAGAGCACUGUCUCUUACUUUGCUCCCUCAUUCCAAAGUUGCGAGAGAGACAACCGAGCCUGGAGCUAUAGUGCUCCGAUUCGCCCAAUCAUGGCUGCGGUUGGGCACUUUUGACAUAAUGCGAGCAAGAGGAGAUCGCGCUCUCAUAAGGAAGCUUGCGACAUAUAUUGCGGAAGAUGUCUUUGGCGGAUGGGAAACGCUUCCUGGACGACUAGAGUCACCUGAGGAUCCUAAGAAAUCACCACCCCCUAAGCGCGGAAUACCGGCUUCUGAGAUUCAAGGACCCAGCAAUGCAGCCGAAAAUAGAUUCCAACGGCUGUAUCGAGAGAUUGUGAGGCGAAAUGCCGUGACUGUAGCUCACUGGCAGGCAUAUGGAUUCAUGAACGGUGUUUUGAACACUGAUAACACAUCAGUAUACGGCCUGUCGAUGGACUAUGGGCCCUUUGCUUUUAUGGACAACUUCGAUCCGUCAUAUACUCCAAAUCAUGAUGACCACAUGCUGCGGUAUAACUACAAGAACCAACCCACUAUUAUAUGGUGGAAUCUCGUGAGGCUCGGCGAAGCUCUCGGUGAGCUUGUGGGCAUUGGAGCUCAAGUCGAUGACGAAGCUUUUGUCAACAAAGGCAUCAAAGAAGAACAGGAGAAAGAAUUAGUUGAGAGGGCAGAGAAUCUAAUCACUCAAGCCGGAGAGGAAUACAAGACUGUCUUCCUGAAUGAGUACAAGCGACUUAUGACGGCGAGAAUUGGCCUGCGCAACUUCAAAGAGACGGAUUUCGAAGAGCUCUUCAGCGAAGGGCUUGAUACUAUGGAAGCUUUAGAAUUGGAUUUCAACCACUUCUUCCGUCGCUUGGGCACCAUUCAAUUGGCGGAUAUCGCUGAUCCAGCAGGUAGAAAAGAAAAGGCGGCCAUCUUCUUUCACAAAGAAGGGCCGCCCCAGGCAGUGAGCGAAGACGAUGCAAAGGAGAGAAUCGCCAAGUGGCUUGACAAAUGGCGGUUGCGUGCCUUGGAAGACUGGGGAAGUGAAUCUGCUGAUGCCCUGUCUGAAGAUCAAGAUGCGGAAAGAAGACAGGCCAUGAAGCAGGUCAACCCAAACUUUGUCCCCAGAGGCUGGAUCUUGGACGAGGUGAUACGGCGUGUCGAGAAAGAGGGCGAGAGACACGUCUUGAAUCGCAUCAUGCACAUGGCUCUACACCCGUUUGAGGACUCGUGGGACGGAGUUGCAAUUGACGGGGUCGAGUACAAGGGCGACCUAGAGGAGGAACAGAGAUGGGUUGGCGAUGUGCCUAGGUUUGAGCGAGCGAUGCAAUACUUGAUCUUUGACAUCAACAUUACGAAGCAGCCACGGCUGUCAAUUCUACGGCAUCUUUUACUGGAUGAAAUGUUACGACCGGCGCAGAUCCGUUUCGACGACGCCCAUCCCACUCGAACUGAGCCCUUUUUACACUCGCCGCAACGUCCAUCACGUUCAAUCCGUCAAGGCGACACGAUGCUCCGACAGUCUCUGGCACGUUCGGCUUGGCGGACCGGCAGGCGGGCCGCCGCCGCCUCGCGGGCUUUCGCGACAACGCCCAGACGAGCAGCCGAGGUGGAGCUCACCAUUGAUGGAAAGAAGGUCUCGAUCGAAGCCGGGUCUGCUCUGAUCCAGGCUUGCGAAAAGGCCGGAGCUACUGUUCCCAGAUACUGCUACCACGAAAAACUCAUGAUUGCCGGUAACUGCCGUAUGUGCUUGGUUGAGGUCGAAAAGGCACCCAAGCCUGUGGCCUCGUGCGCCUGGCCCGUGCAGCCCGGAAUGGUCGUCAAGACCAAUUCGCCUCUUACACACAAGGCCCGCGAGGGUGUUAUGGAAUUCCUGCUGGCCAACCACCCCCUCGACUGCCCCAUCUGCGACCAGGGAGGCGAGUGUGAUCUCCAGGAUCAGUCUAUGCGAUAUGGUGCCGACCGAGGGCGAUUCCACGAGAUUGGAGGCAAGCGAGCUGUCGAGGACAAGAACAUUGGACCCCUGAUUAAGACAUCCAUGAACCGAUGCAUCCACUGCACCCGAUGUGUCCGAUUUGCCAACGACAUCGCUGGUGCCCCUGAGAUGGGCUCGACUGGCCGUGGAAACGACCUGCAGAUCGGCACCUACCUGGAGAAGAACCUGGACUCGGAAAUGUCUGGAAACAUCAUCGACCUCUGCCCCGUUGGCGCCCUGACCUCCAAGCCCUAUGCUUUCCGAGCUCGCCCCUGGGAGCUGAAGCACACCGAGUCAAUUGACGUUCUCGACGGCCUGGGUUCCAACAUUCGUGUCGACUCUCGUGGCCUGGAAGUCAUGCGUGUUCUUCCCCGACUCAACGACGACGUCAACGAAGAGUGGAUCAACGACAAGACUCGUUUCGCCUGCGACGGCCUCAAGACCCAGCGACUUACUGUUCCGUUGGUCCGAAGAGAAGGAAAGUUUGAGACCGCUGACUGGGAAGAGGCUUUGACCGUGAUUGCCAAGGCCUACCAGCAGACAAACCCCCAGGGCAACGAGUUCAAGGUCAUUGCCGGUGCACUGACUGAAGUAGAGUCUCUCGUCGUCGCCAAGGACAUGGCCAACAAGCUGGGAUCUGAGAACCUUGCUCUCGACACCCCUACUGGCAGCCAGCCCCUUGCCCACGGCGUUGACGUGCGAUCAAACUACCUUUUCAACUCCAAGAUCUGGGGUAUUGAGGAGUCUGACUGCAUUCUCAUCGUCGGAAGCAACCCCCGACACGAGGCCGCCGUUUUGAACGCUCGCAUCCGCAAGCAGUGGCUGCGCUCCGACCUCGAGAUUGGUGUUGUUGGCGAGACCUGGGAGUCCACUUUCGAGUUUGAGCACCUGGGAGCCGACCACGCUGCCUUGAAGAAGGCCCUGGCCGGUCCCUUUGGCAAGAAGCUCCAGGCCGCCAAGAAGCCCAUGAUCAUCGUUGGAUCCGGUGUCACCGACCACGUCGACGCCAAGGCCUUCUACGAGACCGUCGGCACCUUUGUGAACCAGAACGCCGCCAACUUCAGAACCGCUGAGUGGGACGGCUACAACGUGCUCCAGAGGGAAGCCUCAAGGGCCGGUGCCUUUGAGGUUGGCUUCGUCACCCCGUCCGCGGAGGUCGCCCAGACCAAGCCCAAGUUUGUCUGGCUCCUCGGCGCCGACGAGGUCAACGCGGCCGACAUCCCCAAGGACGCCUUUGUCGUCUACCAGGGCCACCACGGUGACCGCGGCGCCCAGAUUGCCGACAUUGUCCUUCCUGGCGCCGCCUACACCGAGAAGGCUGGCACUUACAUCAACACCGAGGGACGUGUGCAGAUGACCCGUGCGGCCACCUCGCUGCCCGGCGCUGCCCGCACUGACUGGAAGAUUCUCCGAGCUGCUUCUGAGUUCCUCGGCGCGCCUCUUCCCUACGAUGAUGUCGCCGCUGUGCGGGACCGCAUGAUCGAGAUCAGCCCCGCCCUGGCUGCCUACGACGUGGUUGAGCCCGUUGCUCUGAAGGAGCUGAGCAAGGUUCAGCUUGUCGAGCAGAACAAGGGUGCCAAGGCCAGCAACCAGCCUCUUAAGAAGGUUAUCGAGAACUUUUACUUUACAGAUGUCAUCUCCAGAAGCUCACCGACAAUGGCACGCUGCUCAGCGGCCAAGACCACUGGCGACCCAAGGACGAAUUUCAUGGCUCCUGGUGUUGAGGAGGACAGGCCCAUGGGCCAGGUUGCGUACGGUGCUUAA